Carya illinoinensis is the source of this 588-nucleotide messenger RNA. RefSeq names its product transcription termination factor MTERF15, mitochondrial-like. The transcript has a single exon. Gene Ontology annotation, molecular function: double-stranded DNA binding. NCBI's taxonomy places the organism in Eukaryota, Viridiplantae, Streptophyta, Magnoliopsida, Fagales, Juglandaceae. Gene Ontology annotation, cellular component: chloroplast. Gene Ontology annotation, biological process: chloroplast organization; regulation of DNA-templated transcription. The record is from RefSeq and is a predicted model, not a curated record. The coding region runs from base 1 to 588 and encodes 195 amino acids.
AUGGCACUUUUGAGACAAGUUGGAGUGCCUCAAUCCACAUUCUCUUUCUUGAUAACUAAUUUUCCUUCUACGGCGUUUGCUAAGCAUACUAGGUUUGCUGAAGCUAUCCACGAGGUGAAGGAAAUGGGAUAUGAUCCCUCCAAAACGGUUUUCGUCAAUGCAAUCCAUGUGUUAUUGAGUAUGAGUAGACCAAAGUUGGAAUCGAAGUUGGAGCUUUAUAAGAGAUGGGGUUGGUCAAAAGACGUUGCUCUCUUAGCCUUUAAAAGGCAUCCAAAUUGUAUGCUUUUAUCACAUGAGAAGAUCACAAAAGCAAUGGACUUCCUUGUGAACAAAAUGGGUUGUUCAUCCACAGACAUUGCUAGAAAUCCUAAAGUUAUAUGUUUCAGCUUGGAGAAGAGGAUUAUGCCUAGAUGUUCAGUUGUUCAGAUUUUGAUAGCCAAGGGUUUGGUUAAGAAUAAUUUGUCCCCGUCGACUUUCAUAGGACCUUGUGAGAGCAACUUCCUGGAUAGGUUUGUGAUCAAAUUUCAAGAUGGUGUUCCUGAACUGCAGAAUGUGUAUAAAGGAAAAGACGGAUCUUUUGGAUGUUAG